UGUGACACCUCUCUCUAUCCUUCCCCAUUCCUCUUCCUCCCACUCCUCUUCCUCUUCCACCCACGCCUGACCAGUCCCAUCCGCCGCCGCGCGCUCCCGAUCCGGAGAAGCAGCUCCGCCCACGCCCGAGCCCGCUGAACCCAGCCUAGCACCCGCGCCCACCGCCCCUGUGCAGGUCCGCCUCGCCGGAGAUCCACAUCGCGUCGCUGCCCGUUCAGGAUCAGCUCAGUGCCGCCUGGCUAGGCUUGAGGAACGCAUGCCGGGAGAGCCUCCGCCGUGCCGGUGGUAGCGGCGGCGAGGCCGACGCGCCGACGACCCGUGUUCAAGGGGGCAUGCAGGAUGUGCUUCCGCAUCACCCUCUCCUCCACUUCAAGACGGCGGCCUCGGACGGGGCAGGAAUUGGAUAACACGUCCACCACCUGAUCGAGCACAGUCGCAACAGAGGAGGGCCACCUCUGCCUCGUCGUGCAGGAGAUGCUUCACUAGGUGUCGGAGCAGGUGCUUCGUGACGGCUGGGUUUAUCUACAGGUUUGUCCUUUUUGUGUUGAAUUGGAGCACAACUAGUCUCGUUUGUUUUAGCCUCAUUUGUCUUGAGAUGAACAAAUUCACAUAUAUAUAUUUGCAGUGUGAUGCGAGGCACAUGUUAAUUCAGUUACACGUAGUCUUUGAUUUAUUUGUACUCUGUUUUGCAUUCGGGUAUGUUUGUUUGUUUGAAAUAUUUGAAAAUCUGUGCCAAGGUGCCCAUAUAAGUGUUGAUUAUUCAGUAAGUCAAUAGACAAGAAAUUGUAUACCUCGUUUUCUGAUGAUGAUGGAAGUGAUAAUUUUGAUGUUCUCCCUCCUGCUGUUUUUACAUAUACUUGUAUGUCCAAAUCGUAAUUCAUGUCAUGUCAAACAUAGUUGCCAUGGCAAAUUCAUGUCAUGUUUUAGCAUUGUCGACAUACUUAGUUGCCAUGGCAAAUUCAUGUUAUGUUUUAGCAUUGGAGAGAUACUUAGUUGCCAUGUCGUUCACGUCAUGUUUUAGCAUUGGAGACAUACUUAGUUGCCAUGUCAAGUGCAUGUCAUCUUUUAGCAUUGGAGACAUACUUAGUUGGCAUGACAAAUUCAUGUCAUGUUUGUUUUCCAAACAUGGCAAGUUUACAUUUUUUUUCCAUAAUGUUCACAUGCGCAUCCAGUUUAUCUUUUUGGUUUUCAGGGGCGUAUUGUGUUUUGAAUUUGGACCAUAGCAGAAACUUUCUGUAGUCGCCAUGAUCUUUCUAUUGUAGAUUUCAUGGAAAAUUUACUAUUUACAUACAUGGCAAAAGAAUUCCCUUUAAAUACUUGGCAAAUUUACUAUUUACAUACAUGGCAAAUUUUACUCUAUUUUUGCCAUGUCAAAAUUUUACUUUUAUUUGCCAUGGCAAUUUUUUACCUUCAUUUUCCAUGGCAACUUUACUUUUAGAUACAUGGCAAAUUUACUAGAACGCACAUGGCAAUUUUUACUCUACUUUGCCAUGCUAAAAUUUUUACUUUAUUUGUUGCCAUGGCAACUUUUUACCUUUCAUUGCCAUGGGAAAUUUUACUUUAUUUUUUGCCAUACCAAAUUUCACUUUAUUUUGGCAUGGCAAAAUUUUACCUUCAUUGCCAUGUCAACUUUACUAUUAAAUACACGACAAUUUUUACUUGAACGCACAUGGUACACUGUUUUUUGUGUUUGUACACGUUGGUAAUUGUUAAUCCACAUUUCUUGCCACCAUGCACACAAUGCAAAUUUGUCAUGAUUUUUCUCUUGGUCCAUUUGCAAAACCAACAACAAAAAUGACCCUGGCAAAUUUUGCUUUUUUCUUUUAAAUUAUUCUUUUCUACCAUAUUCUGUUUUACAUGAAACAAUGGCAACUUUUCAGAUCAAACUUAAUUUCCUUUUUUUUGUCCUGUGUGUUUUUAAGUUCUGGCAUUUUUCUUAGUUUCAUAAUUAUUAUGGUCUACUCGUAUCGUCAUGGCUAAAAGCACAAUUUGUUAAUUUUUUUGCAUCCUGAUUUUUGAUAAUGAUGGCAGUUUAGAACACACACUAUGGCAAUUUUCUUUCUUUUUUGCCAUUCAAAAUCAUGUUCAUGGUUCAGUUUUUCAAUUCUUGAUAGCAGUCAGUUUUUUUUCUGUCAUAAACAAUAGCGUUGUUAAGAUGGGAGGCCCGUUCAGGAAAGACAUGUGUGCUUCGUGGUUGCGCGCUAGGGGGUUCUUCUGUUUGUUACUUGGCUUGUUUUCGUUUUCACGGGAACAUGGCCCAUAGGAGCGUUUUUGGGGGUUCGGGCUGUGGCUGUUUUGUAUCGAACGGAAUCGUUCGGCCUAAGAGAGCGCUUGUACCGAACCUUUCGUUCGGUGUGGGAGGUCCCCAGACCGAACGGUCGGUACAUAUCGGGGUCCAAAGGGAAUCAUCUAAUAUCUCGUGUUGCAGAUUGUAUUGCCAUAUCUUCUGAAUAAAGUGAGUGUGAUUUUUUUGUUUGAGAAUUGAAAACGUCCUCGUCUUUGCAUACUUUCUCUUUCCAACGGCCCGCCACGUUGAAUCUUUUCUCCUUGCACUCAUCUCACCUAACUCCUAGUCACCUUCCACCUCCUGGUCUCCUUCCGUCAACGAGAGUCGCCGGCGCAAUCGUCUUCUUUUUGCCGACUGGGCACUCUUCUGUCCGUGACCCCCUCAUUACUCCCUCGUCUCGUCGUCUCUCCUUGCCGCGGCGCCGUCUCCCUCGUCGCCGCUCUCCGCUAGACACGGCAUGUCCAGCUCGCCGGCUCCCCAAUUCAGUUGCGCGCGCGGGCCAGUCGAUCCAGGUCGCCGACGCUAGGAGGCCAGCGCGUGGUCCUCCUCUCCUCCUCCUCGCCUCCGUCGAAGCAGAAGAACUCCUCCCCUGUCCGGCACUCCGGCCUCGGCCAUGGAACACGCCCGCACCACAAGCAUCACCCGUUCUGAGCGCUCGGUGCAGCUGCUCGAGAUCCAAGGCUUCAGCACGACGGCGAGCAUGGACAGCGACGAUUUCAUCACAUCAAGAUGGAAGGUCGGCGGGUUCGAGUGGCAGCUCCGCGUCUACCCUUCAGGCCAGCCGUGCCGAAACCAUGCCAGCCCGUGGGUAGCACUGGGGCUUGUCCUCCUCCACGAAACCGUCGGUAUCAGGGCGAGCCUAGGUUGUCAGUUGGUAGAUCAGCGUGGAAAGAUCAACCCAUCUGAAGAAAAGAGGAUGUCAAGAAUAUUCUAUGAUGCCCACGACGACUCUGAUCUAGUGCCGCUCAUGGCUCGACACGAUGUAGUAAAAUCAGGGUAUCUCAAGGAUGAUACUUUGACCCUGCGAUGCACCAUCACUGUGCUCAAAGAUAUACAGAUACCCAGGAUCCCAGCCGAAGGAAUCAUCGCACUGCCAUCCACCAACUUGCACCAACACCUCGGCGCGCUCCUCCAGAGCGAGACCGGAGCCGAUGUCACCUUCAUCGUCUGCGGCGAGUCGUUCGCCGCGCACAAGGACAUACUCGCCGCGCGCUCGCCGGUUUUCAAGGCCCAGUUCUUCGGGGACAUGAAGGAGAAGUGCUCGGUGCGCUUGGAGGUCGAGGACAUGGAGGCGGCAGCUUUCAGGGCCAUGCUGCGCUUCAUCUACACGGACACGGCGCCUGAGCUUGAUCAACCGCUCGAGGAGGGGACGGCCAUGGCUCAGCAUCUUCUUGCGGCCUCCGACAGGUACGAACUAGACAGGCUCAAGCUAAUUUGCGAAAUAAAGCUCUCUGGUAGCAUUAACGUCGAGACAGCAGCGACAACUCUUGCUCUGGCAGAGCAGCACAACUGCUCGAAGCUCAAGGACAAAUGUAUUGAGUUCAUCGUGAGCACUCCUGCGGUUCUUGGCGCUGUGUUGGCGACAGAGGGCUAUAAGCACCUCGAGGCAAGCUGCCCUUUGGUCCUGACCGAGCUUCUCAAGUCUGUCCACCUGAGGAAGAGUUGAAGGGUAGCUAUAGUGCUACUGUGCUAGUCUGCUAGACUUUCAAGAUUUGAUAAUGCAGAGUCAAUAAACUUUUGUGAACUUACCUAAAAUGCAGUACUUAUAUAUGUAUGUUAUGUGCUACUUAAUGAUUUUAAUUUUCCCUCCA
Molecule: messenger RNA, 4098 nt
Organism: Triticum aestivum (bread wheat)
Lineage: Eukaryota; Viridiplantae; Streptophyta; Magnoliopsida; Poales; Poaceae
Product: BTB/POZ and MATH domain-containing protein 3
Exons: 3
Coding region: 2901-3953 (350 amino acids)
Biological process (GO): protein ubiquitination
Molecular function (GO): protein binding
Source: RefSeq, a predicted model, not a curated record